AUGGCGCAACAACAACAACCCCCAGCGACUCCGACUGGACUCGCAAGCGCCGGCCAUUCCAUUUUUGGCGGGCCGGACCAGACCAAUACGGAUAUGACGUCGCAGAUGUCGCUGACUUCCUUCGCGUCGACCCUCACCCCCGCCUCGGCCUCGUCGAAUAAUACAUUCAUCAUGCCGAACUCGCCGCUCAAAAACCGUGCCCCGAUGGAUGGCUACCGCCCCAAGGUGACCCGUACUCUCGGCCAGCGCCCGGCGUGUUUGGUUAAUGCGUCCGUGACAUACUGCGGCAAUAACCAAAUCUACGCCUUUGGCGGGUUUGACCAAUACACCGACGAGGUCUACAACCAUGUGCUGCGCCUAGAUUUGGUCAGCCAUCAGUGGACGCUGGUCGACAACUACGGCGAUAUCCCGGGUGUCCGCAUGGGCCACACGGCUACGCUGUACAAAGGCGACAAACUGCUGGUAUUCGGCGGCGAAAACGAACACCGAACCUACCUCUCCGAUCUCAUCAUCUUCGAUUUGAAAACUGCGCAUUGGACCCAGCCAGCAGUGACAGGUCCGAUUCCCAAAGGCCGCGCCCGUCACGCAGCUGUGCUACAUGAGGACAAGCUCUUCAUCGUCGGGGGCAUCACCGGUCAUGACAACUACGUAUUGGAUGACAUCUGCUAUCUGGACUUGAAGACGUAUACUUGGUCGAGGUCAUGGCGGUUCGUCGGGCGGUUUGACCACUCGGCGUAUAUCUGGAGCGAUCGGGUUUGGGUGUUUGGCGGGCUGAGCGAAGAUAUGGACAAGGUCAGCGAUCUGUGGUGGCUGGAUCUCAAGGGCAACCCAGCGUUCGAAUCACCGCCGCACAUCGGCACCUUGGACCGAUCAGGUACGCCUCGGCAUCCGACCUCGCCUCGGCCGCCAUAUCAAGCGCCCCAGUCUCCCGUUGUUGGCUCAUCCGGCUAUGCGGCCAACUCGAGGACCCCCCAGGUCAACACCCCAUCUUUCCACCUCAAGGCAUACGCCCCCCCUGCCCCAGGUGCGAUAUCUGCGCUGAAAUUCGUCGGCGGCGCCAACGUCCCGUCUCAAGGGCAAGGUAUCCACUUUCAUGUGUACUCAUCUGGAACUCUCCUAGACUUUGUCACCCCAGCCGCGACAAUCACGUCAAAAGAAUGCUCGCUUUCUGCGCUGGACCUGGGGACGCUGAGAUGGCAAAAGCUAGCUGAGGGGCGCGAGAUAUUCAAGUCGGGGUACCGGUGGCAUUACUGCACUAUGAACGAGGAUGGGACCAAGGCCUGGCUGCUGGGCUGUCCCACGGAAGCCGGCGCGAUUGACCUCGGCAUCAACGGCCUCGAAGAGUAUCUCUCCGACAUUAUGGAAAUCGACUUGCGCCGGUACGGUUUCUUGGGCAACAACCUCGCAUCGGAAUCAAGGACAGACUUGGCUCGCCCUUCGCUACGACUGCGUAAUGUGGAACCGCCUUCCAAGGGCCUAGGCUUUGAUCUCGCGCGCCUCUUUGACCAGCCCCCAGAGUCCGGGAGCGGGACGGACUUCAUAGUGACCGCCCUCUCCCGCGACUUCAACGAGGACGAGGUCAUGGGCUCGGCCCUCAUGCACGCGAAUGAGCUGGAUGAAGGGAGCCAAACAUGGCUUGCGCCUGACGCACCUACCUCACCACCCAUCCACGUCCACCGGCUUAUUCUACAGGCACGUUGGCCCCAUUUUGCGCGCCUUUGGGCCAGCCAGAUGGCCGAAUUCCACACCAAGAAGAUGCACAUCCCGGAGCCCUACAGCGUCGUCAAGGCUUUCCUGUACUACCUCUACACCGACCGGAUCGAUCCCACCGACGGCGACCCGGAGGGCAGCACAACCGCCCACCUCUCCGACGUUGCCGGCCUUCUCGUCAUGUCCAACAUCUACAACAUCCCCCACCUCCGCCUGCUAUGUGUCAACCGCCUGAGCAAGGAACUCGACGUCGAUCACGCCUGCAUCAUCUGGUACUGCUCGGGUCUCGCCAGCGAAGACUGGCUGCGCAAACGCGCCGCCACCUUCUGCAUGACACACUGGGGCCGCGUCGUACGCACCGUUGGAUUCCAGCGCCUGCCGCGCGCUGCCCUGGUCGAGCUGUCGCAGGAGGUUGAUAUGGAAGGGCGUGUUGUCGGCGGCGACGAACUCGAUAUGAUGGUCGGCAUGGACGGGCGGUUUGGAGACGAAGCAGGUGCCUUGGCUGCUGCGCGUCGUAAGGAGAGCGUUAGCAGCAGCCAGACGCAGAUGCUUGAGGCCGAUGAGGACGAUGAUGAUGAGGGCAUGGAACUGUCAUAG
Dichotomopilus funicola is the source of this 2307-nucleotide messenger RNA. RefSeq lists its product as uncharacterized. The record is from RefSeq and is a predicted model, not a curated record. Lineage: Eukaryota; Fungi; Ascomycota; Sordariomycetes; Sordariales; Chaetomiaceae. The transcript has 2 exons. Gene Ontology annotation, molecular function: protein binding. Bases 1 to 2307 code for a protein of 768 amino acids.